Molecule: messenger RNA, 3395 nt
Organism: Diceros bicornis minor
Lineage: Eukaryota; Metazoa; Chordata; Mammalia; Perissodactyla; Rhinocerotidae
Gene: TREML2
Product: triggering receptor expressed on myeloid cells like 2
Exons: 5
Coding region: 633-1622 (329 amino acids)
Biological process (GO): T cell activation
Cellular component (GO): cell surface
Molecular function (GO): signaling receptor activity
Source: RefSeq, a predicted model, not a curated record
UUCUGAGCAGCCAGGAGCCUGGGAGAGAGAGAGGGAAGGCACCAGAGUGAAGGCAUUCUGUGAGGGAUGAAUGAAUGAAUGUGAGUUUAUAAAAACCUCCUUGUGCAUGUGUGUGUGUGAAAAAUGUAGGGUCCAAGAUGCCUCGUCCCAGCCCCAUAGCCCCUACCCCCGGGGUCUCUGAGCCCAGAGGAUUCCAGAAAAGUCUAUACCUGCGGUCCUAGAAACCUCACACCAGCUCCCUAGAUGAAUCCUCUGCCUCAGACUAAGAGGCACCCCUACUGGACCAGUUUCCAGGAAGGAAUCCGGAGAGGGUGGGGAGCCUUCUGACCCCGUGAGCCCUCCCUGGGCUGGGGGGCCCCAGACUGGGUGGAGCAGCCACACCUGCCUGAAGUUUCGAGGAAGAGGGCGGAAACAGCAGCCAGCACCGCCCUCUCACAGGCUCUGCGGGCCCCUGCGGUCUGCUGGUCACAGUGGUUCCACAACUUCCUCACCGCCCUAAAUGGGCAGCUUCACUUUUAGAACCCAGGUCCUUCCCUGGCAGACCCAAGCGGCAGGUCCUGCAUAGGCCCGGGGUCCUAACCUUGAAUCUCUGGAGUGUGCUGGUCCCCUGCUGGGCUUGAGACUGUCCCCAAAUGGAUGGAGUCAUGUCUCCCGCGUUCCUGCUGCUGCUGCUGCUACUGUGGCUCCAGGGCCGCGUCUCAGGUGUCCCCGCCGAGAGCGUGUACUCCAAAGUGAGGCACCUUGAAGGGGAGACUCUGUCUGUACAGUGCUCCUACAAGAGCCGCAAAAACCGCGUGGAGGGCAAGGUUUGGUGCAAAAUCAGGAGGAAGAAGUGUGAGCCUGGGUUCACCCGUGUCUGGGCGCAGGGGCCACGCUACCUGCUGCAGGACGAUGUCCAGGCCAAGGUGGUCAACAUCACCAUGGCGGCCCUCAGGCGCCAGGACUCGGGCCGGUACUGGUGCAUGCGCAACAGCUCCGGGACCCUCUAUCCUCUGAUGGGCUUCCAGCUGGAAGUGUCUCCAGCACCCACAACCCAGAGAAACACUCCUCCUACACAGCUGGCCAACAUCCUCAAGAGUGGGAUUGUUGUCACAACAGGCCAAGCCCCCACGUCAGGCUCUUAUGCUCCUUUCAACACCAGUGUGACGACGUUCACACCUGGACUCCUCACCAUGGCCAGACUCCUGCCCUCCACUGCCUCAGAGACCAUCAGACUGACCUCCACGACAGACCACAGCUUCAUCAGCACCAGCCCCUCCACCACGGGGCCCCAGACAGUGACUGUGUCUCCGAGCAAUGCCAGAUCCUCCUCUGCUGGCCCAGCAUCCAUCUCCACCAAGGCUGGGCACCUGCGCACCAGAUCGGCCACCACAGGAAUGUGCCACACCAGAUCUCUCCUCAACAAAUUAUCCCCCAUCAGGCACCAGGAUCCUUAUCCCACUGUGCUCGUGGGAGUGCUGACCUUCCUCCCAGUGCCUGUGAUGCUGCUCCUAGCCUAUGGGUUCUGGAAGAAGAGACACAUGGGAAGUUACAGCGUGUGCAGGGAUGCUGCUAGACCCUGGAGGGACCCACCCGGAAGACCGGAUCCUCCGUGGAAGCCUGUUUGGUCUGGAGCCACUUAACUAUGGAUGGGGAUCUUCUCCCACAGGGGUCCCAGGAGGCCAGAGGAGGACUGCAGAGGGGGGCCUGUCUGGAUCGGAGACAGGACUUGUGGAGCACUGGACUCAGGCCUCCCCAGAACCAGAGGCUGCCCUUCACCCGCUCAGCUCCCUGGGCUGCCAGGAACCUGAGGAGGAGCCCAGAGCGAGGGCACUAGGCAGGAAGUCCUGGGAGAAGACAUGAGGGGACUCUGCUCAGAUCGCAGACCCCCCGGCCCCUGCUGGAUGGCAGAGAAGCCCUGUGGUGCUGUUACAGACAGAGAACCUCAGCUCCCAUCUGCCUCGGAACUCCCUACUGUAGAGCUGAGGGGAGCAGAGGGGGGGACAGUGCCUUCUCCCCACCUGGGACUCUCUGCCUCAGCUUCCUUCUGCUCCCCUCAAGCUUCCCCAUGCACUUGGGGAAGAAAGGGUCCCAGAGGCAGCCAAUGUCCCAAGGGCCCUGCCCUGGAGGAGAAGGAACAGUGAUUAAGAGCCAGGUGUCCACCAAUGUGUUGGCAGCAGGGGACCCCAGAGCUGUCCAAGACCCCCACCCCCUGGACCAUGCAUCCUCUGACGGGCCUCUGGAUGUCCCCUGCCCUGACGUGGCUGCAUGUCCCUCAAGUCCUGGGAGCCAGCAGAGCCCACACUCCCACUGCUGCCCCCUGCUGGCCGGCCCCUCCACGGAAAGCUGUGUGAGGCCCGGCUGCAGGACCAGCCUGUCCCCAGGCUGAACUCAGGGCUGUCUCCUCCAGUUGCUACACCCACGCUCCAGGUCUGAGCUCCUGGAGGGGACUGAGGACCCUCCAGAGUCAGUCCACUGGGAGAGAGGCCAUGGAUCAGAGAAAAGGUGGCUCCCCACCCCCCGGGGUUCAUUGUCCCCUGGGAAGAGAGGAGCCACUGUGACACAGCAAAGGCAACUCAGAGCUGACCACAGCCUGGAGGACAGCCCAGGCAGGGUGGGGACAGGGCAGAUGGAGCCAAGGAGACUCGGCCAGGGACCCAAAGGUCUGAGGAGUCCGCUCCUGCCUCACUGGCUUGUGGCUCAGACUCAGUCUCCUCUGCAGUGAAGGCUGGAGAAUAUGGGCUGGAUUCCUCGCCUGGAGCCACUGGAACAAGCACCUGGGGAUAGACGUGGCGUCUCCACUCUUGGCGCUGGGGCAGGGCCCUCCAAGGUGGGAGAGCAAACGUCAUAGUCAGGAGAGUGACACAGCUGGGGGCCUUGGUGGGCCUGGGGGGCUACUCCAAGAUGGAUGUGGGGAGAGAAGAAAGGGCAGGGGGUAAUCCUGGGGGAGAGCAGGGAGGAGUCACCCCUUCCCUAUGUCCAGGAAAGGGCACUAAAAGGGAUACUCAGAUUGAAGCCUGGCGCCAGGACACACACACACACACACAUACACAUACACACACAUACACACACAGUGACAUCUAUCCGUCCUCCCUAUCAGGAGGGUGUGGCCACCAACCUGGUGUAUGACUAGGAGGGGGCAUAACUCACCUGGCGGAAAAUAUCUCUCUGACAGCCCCCCUCCGUUGUGAUCCCACAACAGCACACUGACAGCCCUACGUCUUCUGAGAGCAGGGUGUCGGGUGGGAGGGAGCUACAGAGGGCUCAGGACUGGGACCAGUGAUGCCACCUGUCACUGUGACCUUGCGCAAGUCACCAACUCUCUCUGGCCUAAUUUUUCCUCUCUUGUGAAAAGGGAAACUGAUUCCUCCCUCUCAAGACUGUUUGCAGAAUAAAACGAAAUAACAUGAACCUUA